GGCUCCGCACGUGUCCUCUGCUGGGGACCGGGGCCGGCGCAGGAUCGGGAUCCCGAGCUCGGCCGCAGCGGAGAGGGCCCCGGUCCACCUGCGGGUGCCCCGGCGGCUCUGAGCAUCGGCGGCGCCGGGACCCACGCGGGACAAGAUGCAAGCUGCCUCUCUGGCUGCUCCUGCGGGCGUCCCCUCCAGGAAGAAGCGGUUGGAGUUGUAUGAUGACUUAGACUUUGAUUGUCCCACCCGGAAACGAGCUCGAAGUGAGCCCCAGCCCAGGCCGCCCCCCUGCCCGCUGCCGCUGAGCCCACUGCCUGCUCCAGCCCAUGCACCUGCUGUGGCCACUGCCUCCCGGCUUGGGCCCUAUGUCCUCCUAGAGCCCGAGGAGGGUGGGCGGGCCUACCGGGCCCUGCACUGCCCCACAGGCAUCGAGUACACCUGCAAGGUGCACCCGGCCCGCGAGGCCCCGGCGGUGCUGGAGCCCUACGCGCGGCUGCCCCCGCACGAGCACGUGGCGCGGCCCACUGAGGUCCUGACCGGCACCCAGCUCCUUUACACCUUUUUCGCUCGGACCCACGGGGACAUGCACAGCCUGGUGCGCAGCCGCCGCCGCAUCCCUGAGCCCGAGGCCGCUGCGCUCUUUCGGCAGAUGGCCACGGCCCUGGCACACUGUCACCAGCACAGGCUAGUCCUGCGCGAUCUCAAGCUCGGUCGCUUUGUCUUCACCGACUGUGAGAGGACGAAGCUGGUGCUGGAGAACCUGGAGGACGCCUAUGUGCUGACUGGGCCGGAUGACUCCCUUUGGGACAAGCAUGCCUGCCCAGCCUACGUGGGGCCUGAGAUCCUCAGCUCGCGGGCGUCCUACUCAGGCAAGGCGGCAGAUGUCUGGAGCCUGGGUGUGGCUCUCUUCACCAUGCUGGCCGGCCAUUACCCCUUCCAGGACUCGGAGCCUGCCCUGCUCUUUGGCAAGAUCCGCCGUGGGGCCUUUGCCCUGCCUGAAGGCCUCUCAGCCCCGGCCUGCUGCCUGGUCCGCUGCCUUCUUAGACGGGAGCCGGAUGAGCGGCUCACAGCCACAGGCAUCCUGCUGCACCCUUGGCUGCGGGAGGACCCGAUCCCCUCAGCUCCCUCCCGAUUCCACCUCUGGGAGGCUGACCAGGUGGUCCCUGAUGGGCAGGGGCUGACAGAGGCUGAGGAAGAGGAGGAAGAAAGAGAGGUGGGUCUGUAUGGCUAGGGCCACCCUCCCGGACUCUCAGCUGCAAACAGUGGAUUGAGCUUGGGAUGUCUCCAAGCAUUCUCCUGCCUCUUUGGGCACGCACACCACACCUUAAGUGCCUUCUCGGAGGGAGAAAGGAGGAAGCCUGUGGAGCGUGUGCUAUGCACACCUGUGUUGUUCCACACUCACAAGUCGCACUGGUGCUCAGUGUGUGCCGAACCCUGUGCUCAGUGCUGGGAAUACAGCAAAAGAGACAGGACUCCCUGUGCACAGAGCUGACAACACUUCCAUGCCCACUGGCAGUGUCUACACUGGGCACACUUAGUGCCAAUGUUGGCUCCACUCGUGCUGAUGCCCAGCCACCUCUGUCCACAGGAUAGUCCCUUUCACAAAUGACCCAGCUGCCUUUGUGUCUUGCACCUUCUCACAGCAAGGGAAGCAUCCCUGUGCCAAAGGUUCCAAGCCUUUCCCCUGCAACUCAGGACUCUGGAGCCCAGCCCAUGCCGGAAAUUGUGCUCCCUGCAGCUCUGUCUUCUUGAUCAAGAGAUUCUCCUUCCAGUCCUGAGCCAAAGAUUUGGGCUAGAAGGACAAAACCCGUACUCUGAGACCAGUUUUCAUCUAACUCAAUAAUUGUUUGAAUAAGGGUCCAGGCCUGUUGACUUCGGUGGCCCCUGACUGAGCACCAAGGUUAGAAACAGGAUUAGGCAGGGUCUGUCCUGUGUCCACCUGGAAAGUCCCAGGCCCUGUUGUGGGGAGGGGUCCAGGACCCCAGAUCAAUACUAUGGGUUUUGGAUACCAUGAUUAUAUAUUUUUUACCUUGUGCCUAAUAAGGAAAGUUACAAAAUACUUUUAUUUCUCCAGGAUAUUUCUUCUAUCCUUUCCUACCAUCACUUACCAGUUUUCCCUGCCUUAAUUGGCCCCAUAGUGAAAAGCCAGAGGCCUCAUGUCUCAACCUCAGAUGAGUAGUUUGUGAGAACAUAUGUCUGCAGCCCAGUGGGUCAUCCCACAUUUUUUUGUUCUGGAGGCAACAGUAUCUGAGUUGGGGUACUUUUCUAAGUCAAAAUGGCUUAAACAACAAGGAAAUAUAUUUCACACAAAGCAAGAAGCCAAUGCUGGUUGAUUCUGC
Molecule: messenger RNA, 2330 nt
Organism: Cynocephalus volans (Philippine flying lemur)
Lineage: Eukaryota; Metazoa; Chordata; Mammalia; Dermoptera; Cynocephalidae
Gene: TRIB3
Product: tribbles pseudokinase 3
Exons: 4
Coding region: 146-1222 (358 amino acids)
Biological process (GO): positive regulation of proteasomal ubiquitin-dependent protein catabolic process; regulation of MAP kinase activity; protein phosphorylation
Cellular component (GO): nucleus
Molecular function (GO): mitogen-activated protein kinase kinase binding; ATP binding; protein kinase activity
Source: RefSeq, a predicted model, not a curated record